CUUCGACGAUGAGUUCCAGUCUCCUCCUGCUGGUGCUGCUAUUGGGCUCGUCGGUGGCCAGGCCGCAGCUUGGGCUUGGAGACGCCGACAGAGACGCACCGAGAGGAACUAGACGCGGAGGUUCAUCAGACGGAGGAUCACCAAGACAGAGAGGUCAAAGCAGACCAGGCGGCUUCGACGACGGCCGGACCACCACCACCUAUGUAGAUGAUGCGAACAGAAACAGGGGCUCCUCGAAUGAUGGACAAGGUGGCUUUGGCUCCCCGGGUGGUUUAGGUUCUCAAGGUGGCUUUGGCUCCCCGGGUGGUUUAGGUUCUCAAGGUGGCUUUGGCUCCCCGGGUGGUUUAGGUUCUCAAGGGGGCUUUGGUUCACCAGGUGGUUUAGGUUCUCAAGGUGGCUUCGGCUCGCCUGGUGGUUUAGGUUCUCAAGGUGGCUUUAAUUCACAAGGUGGUUUAGGUUCUCAAGGUGGCUUUGGAUCACCAGGCGGUCUAGGUUCUCAAGGUGGCUUUGGUUCACCAGGCGGCUUUGCUCUGCCAGGAGGAUUUGCGUCACAAACUGGUUUAAAUUCCCCCUUUGCUUUCACUAAUACUCCAGACUUACUUAAUGCGUUGAGGGGCUUUGGUUUAACCGACGAGGACUUGGGCAUUGGAGACUCCGGGGACUCCGGUAAUGGAAACAAUCUUGGCUCCCAAGGCUCCCCUACAGGUGGCUUCGGAAACACUGGAUUCCCCGCUGGUGGCUUCGGUAACACAGGGACAAAUACUGGGGGCUUCGGUAAUUCUGGAUUCCCUGCAACCGGGUUUGGUAACUCAGGAACUAAUACUGGUGGCUUCGGUAACUCAGGCUUCCCUGCAACCGGGUUUGGUAACUCAGGAACUAAUACUGGUGGCUUCGGUAACUCAGGCUUCCCUGCAACCGGCUUUGGUAACUCAGGUUUACCUACAACCGGUUUCGGCAAUUCUGGGUUCCCUGCUACUGGCUUUGGUAACUCUGGUUUCGGAAACUCAGGCUUCCCGACAACUGGGUUCGGUAAUUCUGGAUUCCCUGCUACCGGCUUUGGUAACUCAGGGUUCCCUGCUACCAACUUUGGUAACUCAGGGUUCCCUGCUACCAACUUUGGUAACUCAGGGUUCCCUGCUACUGGCUUUGGUAACUCAGGCUUCCCAGCUACCGGCUUUGGUAACUCAGGGUUCCCUGCCACCGGCUUUGGUAACUCAGGGUUCCCUGCCACCGGCUUUGGUAACUCAGGGUUCCCUGCUACCAACUUUGGUAACUCAGGGUUCCCUGCUACUGGCUUUGGUAACUCAGGCUUCCCUGCUACCGGCUUUGGUAACUCAGGGUUCCCUGCUACCGGCUUUGGUAACUCAGGGUUCCCUGCUACCGGCUUUGGUAACUCAGGAUUCCCUGCCACCGGCUUUGGUAACUCAGGGUUCCCUGCCACCGGCUUUGGUAACUCUGGCUUCCCUGCCACCGGCUUUGGUAACUCUGGCUUCCCUGCUACCGGCUUUGGUAACUCUGGCUUCCCUGCCACCGGCUUUGGUAACUCAGGGUUCCCUGCCACCGGCUUUGGUAACUCUGGCUUUCCUUCCAGUGGCUCGUCUAGCGAUCCGGUAAGUAUCUCCCCGAGCGGUGAUACUUCCAACAGUAGCGUUACUAGCGGAGGUUCCCCAAGAAGCACCUCUCUGAAGGAUGCACUCGGGAGCUUAGGACGGAAAACUGGAGGACCCAAACCUAAGACUUCCACGAAGAGCUAAAAAUGGACAUUCAAGAUUUAAAAAGGACUUAAACCAGAUUUGUCUGCACUUUUAUUCGUUCCAGUCUGAUGAUGUAUGGAACCAUCCUACUUGCUCACCCGAAACUACGCUACAUAAGUGGCAGCCAAAAUGGCGUCAGAAUCGACUGAGUCUUUGGCGUUACCAGGAUGGUAGAGCGACCGCCUCGCUUCAUACAGGUCGGCGUUCAAUCCCCGCCCGUCCAAGUGGUUGGCCACCAUUCCUUCCCACAGUCCUAUCCUAAAUACUUAUUCUCAUCCCUUCCAAGUGCUAUAUAGUCGUAAUUGCUUAGUGCUUUCUCCAGCUAAUGAGCUUAUCUCUAACGAUGCCAGAAACGUUCUUCAAUCCCCAGUAAGGGUAAACAUGCAACCGGAUCCUCUAAAACCACACACCCCCGACAUUGUACUUAUUCUUCGCUGUCUUGACUGACGCCACUUAAGGCAUCGACGCUGUGUUAUUUUGUAAAAAACAUUUUAUGUAAGUAAAAUGUGAUUGUU
This is a messenger RNA of Procambarus clarkii (red swamp crayfish), 2269 nucleotides long. The record is from RefSeq and is a predicted model, not a curated record. NCBI's taxonomy places the organism in Eukaryota, Metazoa, Arthropoda, Malacostraca, Decapoda, Cambaridae.